AGCUCCGCACACGGCGGGAGUCAUUCAAACAUAACCCAUUGCUGACCUCUUUGACCUUGACACCAUUUUUACUCAUUCUUUAUACAUACUUUGUGAAAUCAUUUUGAUACCAUGCCGUUUCUGCACUCAGAGACGCAGCCGAAAAUCCUCAUUGCAGGUGCCGGUAUCGGCGGUCUAACAACAGCGUUAGCGCUCCAUUCCGCCGGCUUCAACAACAUUCAGAUCUUUGAAGCGUCAUCGACCCUCACAACACUAGGUGUCGGAAUCAAUGUGCAGCCUUCUGCUGUCUUGAUACUGCGCAAUCUAGGUCUCCUAGAGGCCUUGGAGAAAACAGGCAUCAAAACACAAGAGCUGAACUUUUACAACCGACAUGGAGACUCUAUCCUUAGCGAGCCCAGAGGCCGUAACGCAGGGUACAUGGUCCCGCAGUUCUCGAUUCAUCGCGGAGAAUUUCAGAUGUUACUUCUGAGUGCGGUGAAAGAGCGCCUUGGCGAGGAUGUGCUCUAUCUCAAUCAUGCCUUUACGGCUUUUGAUCAGAACAAUGACAGUAUCACAGCGCAAUUUUCGCGCAGAAGAGACGGAGAACCAGCAGACAUGUCGAGUGUAACUGGCGACGUUUUGAUCGCUGCAGAUGGUAUCAACUCGACAGCUCGAAAGAUACUUUACCCCAAUGAGGGACCACCCCGGUUCUCCGGGCGCAUGCUAUGGCGUGGAUGUAUCGAGCGCGACCAGUACCUAACGGGCGCGAGCAUGGUUUGGGCAGGCCAUGCUGACCAAAAGUUCAUUGCGUAUCCCAUCAGUCAAAGGUCCGCCGACAAGGGCAAGAGUAUGGUCAACUGGAUUGCGGAGCUCAGAAUACGCGCCAAGGACGAUGUGGAUCUGACGCCGCCCAAGACAGAUUGGACCAAAGCCGUGAAAAAAGAUAUCUUCGCAGGACCUUUUGAAUCAUGGAGAUGUGGAGGCCUAGAGAUGAAAGACCUCAUCGACAAUACGGAGAAGGUAUUUGAGUUUCCCAUGUCAGACCGCGAUCCAGUCGAGGCAUGGUCUUUUGGCCGCCUCACACUUCUCGGCGACGCAGCACAUGCCAUGUACCCCAUUGGCUCCAACGGCGCGUCCCAAGCCAUCAUAGACGCCGAGACGCUCGCCAAACACCUUUCCUCCAGCACCUCAAAUAUUCAGGGUGCGCUCAAGGCUUACGAGCUUGAACGACUCCCACCAACAUCUAAGAUUGUCAUGGCGAAUCGCGCCAAUGGUCCAGAUCACGUGCUGCAGUUAGCAGAGGAAAGGGCCCCAGAUGGUUUCAAGAAUGUAUACGAUGUUAUUCCCAAAGAUGAACUUGAGGAAAUUGGCAGAGUAUACAAAAAGGUUGCAGGAUUUGAAAUGGAGAGUGUGAAUGAGAAGGCGAAGGAGACAGAGGGCAUUGAUGUACAGAAGGGCCUGAAGAGCCCGCAAGAAUGGAUAGCAUAGUGGUGCUUCUGGAAAAAAAAUGGGCGGGGUAUAACGACUAACUUGACAUAAUUAUGCACAUGAAUACAAAUAUAGAUUCGGCCUAAAUCGAUAGGGCGAUCAUUUCGCUGCUGCGCAGGCCUGUUGUGAUAUGGGGUUGAAACUAGUAUGAAUUGGUUUAAACAAAAAUACGGGGCAUCGUUCUAAGCACACACUUCCUAUUUACACAACCAGACUUGCAUCAAUCAAACAUGGAAAGAGAUACAGAGUACUGGUAACAAAAAGCGACACGUCAUCGCAUUUCGGUCAUACCAAGGCGCCAACACCCUUGACCAUGGCAGUGCACCAAGGACACCUCCCUCACCGACCUCGCCCAAGAACCAAUCCCACCAGUAUCAUGCGCAUCACCUUCUCAGCACCAUCCUUGACCAAAGCCUCCGUCUGCACAAUUGCUUCAUCCAGCGACAAGGGACCUCUAAGGAU
Messenger RNA from Bipolaris sorokiniana ND90Pr, 1929 nucleotides. RefSeq lists its product as uncharacterized. The record is from RefSeq and is a predicted model, not a curated record. Lineage: Eukaryota; Fungi; Ascomycota; Dothideomycetes; Pleosporales; Pleosporaceae. The transcript has a single exon. The coding region runs from base 112 to 1467 and encodes 451 amino acids. Gene Ontology annotation, molecular function: FAD binding; monooxygenase activity.